AACUGUAACUGUAGGUGCGACAGCUGCAUUUUUACAAGAGUGGUGUUUCUUGUGUAAAUUAAAUGAUAUUUAUCUAUUAAUUCAUUGAAAAAAGUCCAUACUUAGUGGCAUUGCGCGGUUCCGUUUCCAAAUGUAAUCGCAGUAUAUGUAUAAACCGACGAAACUAUGGCUUCGUUUUUGAAAUACCUUUUUGCCGGUUUGGUUCGGUAUUGGCUGAUGCACAUAGAUUACUGGCAAACAAUAUCGAACAGAGUGGAAAUAGCUACGCCUCUGAACUCUUGGAAGAGAUUAAUCGAGGGCGUGUACCUUUACGAUCAUAAUGUAAACCCAUACGAAGGAGAUGCCUUCCAUGAAUCACCCAUAAUGCUCAUAAUCUUCUACUACAUCAUGAAGAAGGCUCCAUUCAUAUUGCCGCUUCUGUUUACGUUACUUGAUCUACUAACGGCGUUUUUGCUGUACAGAAUGUCGAAAGCUUUUGUAAGAAUUUUGAAGGAUUCUCAAGAGAAAAUUAAGGAUGAGAUAGCUGAGGAUUCUAAGUCUAUGCUCCUGAGUAAUUCACAGCUGGAAGAGGCAUCGGAGUACGUUUUGUCUGUGUAUUUGUUCAAUCCUUAUUCCAUAUUGAACUGUGCUGGUAUGACAACUACAGUAAUACAGAAUUUGUUAGUGGCAGCGGCUUUAUGGAGCGCAUCUGGUGGCCGUAGGGUGCCAGCUUGUGCGUUUGUGGCGCUCGCUACACACCAGGCUCUCUACCCAGUACUGCUCAUUGUGCCGGUGGCCAUAUUGCUGGCGGAUGUUAAUAAGGGCUGCAACAAGUGCUCCUAUAUCAGGACUUUGCUGGUAUUUGUCCUGUGCUGGGGAUUCCUUAUUUAUAUCUCGGCAUUUAUUAUGAAUGGUUCCUAUCAGUAUGUGUACAACACUUAUGGGUUCAUAUUGACUGUACCAGACUUGAAGCCGAACAUUGGUCUAUUCUGGUAUUUCUUUACGGAGAUGUUUGAGCACUUUAGACUGCUGUUUGUAUGUGCAUUCCAAAUCAACGCCCUGGCUCUGUAUGUGAUCCCUCUCACACUGCGCUUCAAGACGGAACCUAUCCUGUUAGCUACAGUUCUGAUUGCUCUCUCGGCCAUAUUCAGAUCUUACCCUUGUGUGGGAGAUGUUGGAUUUUACUUGGCUCUCUUACCUAUGUGGAAACAUUUAUUUACCUUUAUGCAACAGAAGUUCAUAGUUGGCUGUGCAUUCAUCAUCACUUCAGCACUUGGCCCAACAGUGUGGCACCUCUGGAUAUACUCUGGCUCAGCAAAUGCCAAUUUCUUUUUUGGUGUUACACUCUCCUUCGCAACAGCACAAAUAUUUUUAAUAACUGACUUGCUUUUUGCAUUUAUCAAGAGGGAAUUUACCCUUAAACAUGGCUCAUCAAGAGAGGUAGACGGGAAACCUGCCAAGUUAGUGUUGCGAUAAUACCAAAGUCGUGUCAUUCCAGUGAUAACUAUGUGAUUUUCUAAGAAAAAAUGUACAACUUUGUUGGUUGUUAAGAAGGAUAAUUUCUAAUAAUAUGCUAAAGCCAGUAAAAUAAUGUUGACAACCAACAAUGGGAUACCUUUUACCAGAAAACAACAUUUUACAAUUAAAAUUUACUCACAUUUUUAUUUUCUUAUUUAGUUUGUAUUACAUAAAUGCUCAAUAAUCUCGAGCAGAAGUUUAGUAUAGGUAUUAUGGGCGAUUUUAUUGAAUAUUGCGAGUUUUGUACCUAAUGCUAAAUAUUCUAGUUACUUACUUUUUACAUAAUGAUAGUCUGAUAUACAUUUGCACAUUAAUUUAUUGAAGCCAAAAGGUCAUCUCGUAUAGUAAAGUAUUAAUAUUUCUAAACGAACAAACUGUGUACACUAAGCUGCAGAGUUAAGUGACCCCCUACAAACAAAUUUCUAUGCAGGGGGGUUACUUAACCCGGCAGCUUACUGUACAUCUACAAUUGAAACAAAGUAAUAAGUUAUGAGAAUAAUAUGUUCUUGAAUGUUAAGUUAACAUUUAAUUUUAAUUUGAUAUUGCGUUCAGGUACCCCAUCUAGAUUCUAGUCUGUAAUG
Molecule: messenger RNA, 2078 nt
Organism: Cydia splendana
Lineage: Eukaryota; Metazoa; Arthropoda; Insecta; Lepidoptera; Tortricidae
Gene: PIG-U
Product: phosphatidylinositol glycan anchor biosynthesis class U protein
Exons: 3
Coding region: 166-1455 (429 amino acids)
Biological process (GO): attachment of GPI anchor to protein
Cellular component (GO): GPI-anchor transamidase complex; membrane
Source: RefSeq, a predicted model, not a curated record